CUGAGUGCAAAAUAUUUGGAGAUUUGACAAGCUUUGCCUGAGAAAAAUACUUUAGUCAUGGACGAUUUUGAAAUCGCAGGUUUCCAGCUGACCUGGGGUCCAACCGAUCAACACAAUCGCAUAUUCGUGGGAAAUCUGCCCAGUUGCACCCGCGCAGAACUGGCUGGGCUAUGCAGGCGAUUCGGAAAAGUUGUGGCUUCGAUGGUCGAGGGAAAUCACGGAUAUGUGAUGUUCGAGAACAAAAGAAAGGCAAACAUAGCCAUUCUGGUGCUUAACGGAUCGCGGUUCAAGUCGAACAUCCUGUUUGUCCACAGUGCGAAUUAUGAAUCGAUGAAUGAGUAUGGAUAUGGACCCGUGCAGGAGAGGACGGAUGGCGUGGUGGUUGCCGAGGCGGUUUCAUCGGGUCUGGAAUCGGUUAGCGAUUGCAUGAUCGUAUUGAAGGAUUUGGACGACUGGCAAUACGCCGAGGACAUUCGGGACAAGCUAGUCGCCAAGGGAUUGAUCGCGGAAAUGCGUACCAUCUACGAUGAAGACGACGACGACGAAGAUGAUGAAAAUAUCGACCCGAACGCCUAUUUGGACGAGAUUAUCGCCAAAGGCACCUCGUAUGGCAUAUUAUUGGGCUCCAAGGUUGGGGACAUAAUUAAAUCGACUGUGCACUUUUUAUACGAGGACCGAUCUGAGUAUCCCAAUUUAUCAGCGGAAGAGGCCAUUAACCUUGUUGCCUUAGAUUAUAAGCGUAGGAACCAGUUUCACAAAGUCAAAACUGUUUAUCAAUAUGGCCAUAAUUAA
Messenger RNA from Drosophila gunungcola (fruit fly), 792 nucleotides. RefSeq lists its product as uncharacterized. Gene Ontology annotation, molecular function: RNA binding. The coding region runs from base 58 to 792 and encodes 244 amino acids. NCBI's taxonomy places the organism in Eukaryota, Metazoa, Arthropoda, Insecta, Diptera, Drosophilidae. The transcript has 2 exons. The record is from RefSeq and is a predicted model, not a curated record.